Rosa chinensis is the source of this 749-nucleotide messenger RNA. Its product is annotated as F-box/FBD/LRR-repeat protein At1g13570. Bases 111 to 749 code for a protein of 212 amino acids. The record is from RefSeq and is a predicted model, not a curated record. NCBI's taxonomy places the organism in Eukaryota, Viridiplantae, Streptophyta, Magnoliopsida, Rosales, Rosaceae. The transcript has 3 exons.
UCACCAAUCUCAAAAUUGAUGCACCAAAUCACCAAUAUGUGCACAUUUUAGGUGUUUUUAAUGUCAUUAACCUUGAGAAUGCCUCAAGUAUUACUGAGGCUGAAAUUUGUAUGAACAUCCAUAAUGAUCAAAUAGGGGUUCCUGCCAGUUGGAUUCCUGCCUGCAAUUCUAGCAAUUUGCUCAAGAUCUUUGAUCACCUACCUCAUAUUCGAAGGCUUGAAAUUAAGAGGCGCUUUUUAGAGUAUUUGUCUCUGCGCGCCUUGCCAGAAAAGCUCACUAAACCAUGUCAAUAUCUGAAGGCUCUUUCUAUAGACAGAUGCUUCGAUGAUCCGGAUGAAAUUUCAACUGCUCUAUGCUUUCUGAGAAGCUCCCCUGCUCUACAAGAACUAAAAAUUUUGGUGGAUCAGAGAGAGAACCUCUCAAGAGUACACUCUAUUUUCGAAGAAGUGGAGUCUCCUUGUGUAAAUCACAACUACAAUUGCACAUUUUCUCAACUGCGACUUGUGAAAAUAACUGAGAUCUCUGGUGUUAAAGCUGAACUAGAUUUCAUCAGAUUUCUACUUUUAAGUUCACCUGUGCUUGAGAGAAUGACUGUCACGACUCGUAGAUUUCCCGAGCCUUCUUAUGUGGACGGUUUUCCGAAACUAGUAAAAGAGCUACUCCAGUUUAAACGUGAAUCAAAGCAUGCAGAGAUAAUUCUCCUGGACCCAUUGAAAGACGAGCUCCUUCACUUCCCCACCCGAAUUUGA